This is a messenger RNA of Tupaia belangeri chinensis (Chinese tree shrew), 1716 nucleotides long. It is a transcript of the gene GALNT10, whose product is annotated as polypeptide N-acetylgalactosaminyltransferase 10. Bases 1 to 1716 code for a protein of 571 amino acids. Gene Ontology annotation, biological process: protein O-linked glycosylation. The record is from RefSeq and is a predicted model, not a curated record. Gene Ontology annotation, molecular function: polypeptide N-acetylgalactosaminyltransferase activity. Gene Ontology annotation, cellular component: Golgi apparatus. The transcript is spliced from 13 exons. Lineage: Eukaryota; Metazoa; Chordata; Mammalia; Scandentia; Tupaiidae.
AUGGGAGAGUGUUCAGGGCAAGGUGGGACAAGAGCUCUCCAGAUCACCGAGGAUGUGGAGACUGGCUCACACAGUUGGCAAAAGAAGACAUUUUUCUUGGGAGAUGGGCAGAAGCGGAAGGACUGGCACGACAGGGAAGCCAUCAAGAGGGACGCUCAGCGUGUAGGAAAUGGAGAACAAGGGAGACCUUACCCGCUGACGGACGCUGAGCGAGUGGAUCAGGCAUACCGGGAAAAUGGAUUUAACAUCUACGUCAGUGAUAAAAUCUCCCUGAAUCGCUCUCUCCCUGAUAUCCGGCACCCAAACUGCAACAGCAAACGCUACCUGGAGACACUCCCCAACACAAGCAUCAUCAUCCCCUUCCACAACGAGGGCUGGUCCUCCCUCCUGCGCACCGUCCACAGCGUACUGACCCGCUCGCCCCCGGAGCUGGUCGCCGAGAUUGUGCUGGUCGAUGACUUCAGUGAUCGAGAGCACUUGAAGAAGCCACUUGAAGACUACAUGGCCCUUUUCCCCAGCGUGCGGAUUCUCCGAACCAAGAAACGGGAAGGGCUGAUAAGGACCCGGAUGCUGGGGGCCUCAGCGGCAACUGGGGAUGUCAUCACAUUCUUGGACUCACACUGUGAAGCCAAUGUCAACUGGCUUCCCCCCUUGCUAGACCGCAUUGCUCGAAACCGUAAGACCAUCGUGUGCCCCAUGAUCGAUGUGAUUGACCACGAUGACUUCCGGUAUGAGACACAGGCGGGGGACGCCAUGCGCGGUGCCUUCGACUGGGAGAUGUACUACAAGCGAAUCCCGAUCCCUCCAGAGCUGCAGAAGGCUGACUCCAGCGACCCCUUUGAGUCUCCCGUGAUGGCUGGUGGACUGUUCGCUGUGGAUCGGAAGUGGUUCUGGGAGCUGGGCGGGUAUGACCCUGGCUUGGAGAUCUGGGGAGGGGAGCAGUAUGAGAUCUCGUUCAAGGUGUGGAUGUGUGGAGGCCGCAUGGAGGACAUCCCCUGCUCCAGGGUGGGCCACAUCUACAGGAAGUAUGUGCCCUACAAGGUCCCAGCCGGAGUCAGCCUGGCCCGGAACCUUAAGCGAGUGGCGGAAGUGUGGAUGGACGAGUACGCAGAGUACAUCUACCAGCGCCGGCCAGAGUACCGCCACCUCUCUGCGGGCGACGUGGCAGCCCAGAAGAAGCUCCGCAGCUCCCUCAACUGUAAGAGUUUCAAGUGGUUCAUGACCAAGAUUGCCUGGGAUCUGCCCAAAUUCUACCCGCCGGUGGAGCCCCCGGCCGCAGCGUGGGGGGAGAUUCGCAAUGUGGGCACGGGGCUGUGUGCAGACACGAAGCAUGGGGCCCUGGGGUCCCCGCUGAGGCUGGAAGCCUGUGUCCGGGGCCGCGGGGAGGCUGCCUGGAACAACAUGCAGGUAUUCACCUUCACCUGGAGAGAGGACAUCCGGCCCGGAGACCCCCAGCACACCAAGAAGUUCUGCUUUGACGCCAUCUCCCACACCAGCCCGGUCACCCUCUACGACUGUCACAGCAUGAAGGGCAACCAGCUGUGGAAGUACCGCCAGGACAAGACCCUGUACCACCCCAUCAGUGGCAGUUGCAUGGACUGCAGUGAAAGUGACCACAGGAUCUUCAUGAACACCUGUGACCCCUCCUCUCUCACCCAGCAGUGGCUGUUUGAACACACCAACUCAACAGUCUUGGAGAAAUUCAAUAGCAACUGA